Messenger RNA from Scedosporium apiospermum, 1632 nucleotides. RefSeq names its product Nucleolar protein 12. The coding region runs from base 1 to 1632 and encodes 543 amino acids. The transcript has 4 exons. Gene Ontology annotation, molecular function: RNA binding. NCBI's taxonomy places the organism in Eukaryota, Fungi, Ascomycota, Sordariomycetes, Microascales, Microascaceae. The record is from RefSeq and is a predicted model, not a curated record.
AUGGCAAGAAGCAUAUCCUCGAUCCUUAAGCCAUCAUCGGCGAAAAUCGAUCCAGCCCUUGAUGCAUUGUUCAGUAGUAGUACUGGACCCGCAAAGCCUACAAAGCCAACCUCGCUUGUACGGAGGGAAGAGACCAAACCAGCACCGAAGCAGAGCAAUACGACGAGUUCCGACGAAGAUGACGCCGACGAGGUAGAAUCUCUCGAGGGGAGCGAGGAUGCGGGAAGUGAUAGCGCCGAGGAGACAUCUGAGGACGAGAUUAUGAACGAUGUCACCCUGGAGGAUUCUGCGCCCGUUGCUACGGAGAAGAACCAUGCACGACCUGAGAAGAAGCGGAAGAGGAAAGAUCUCGCCGACGACCUCGAAGAGAGACAUAUGCGCAAACUGAUGCAGGAUGUUGAAGACACCGAGCCCUCUAGCAAGAGACAAAAGCAAAAGGGCGUCGAUGGCGGCAAAGAGGUGGCGGCUGAUGCUGAUGCGUCAGAAUCGAAUGACGAGAGCGAUGAGGAGGAUGAUAAGCCCAUUCACGAAUCGCUGGCGCAAGAGCCCAAAGAUAACGAUGUGGAGAAAGCCAUCCGGACUGUGUUCCUCGCGAAUGUCGCUGCAGAGGCUUCGUCGUCCAAAGAGGCCGCGAAAGCGCUCCGUGCUCAUCUUUCUACCAUUCUCGACAAGGAUGCAAAGCCCCAGGAGAAGAUUGAAUCUAUAAGGUUCAGAUCUCUUGCGUUCUCAUCCCUGGCGCUGCCCAAGCGAGCUGCCUACAUCACCAAGUCACUCAUGGACGCCACCACCAAGUCGUGCAACGCCUACGUGGUGUACUCAACACCUGCUGCCGCGCGCAAGGCAGUCUCUGCUCUCAACGGUACCAUCGUUUUGGACAGGCAUCUUCGGGUAGAUAGCGUUGCUCACCCCGGCAAAGCCGAUCAUCGUCGCUGCGUGUUUGUGGGAAACCUCGGGUUUGUCGAUGACGAAACCGUGCUUAAUACCGAUAAAGAGGGUAACACUACCUCUAAAAAGCGCUACAAGGUUCCCUCCGAUGUGGAAGAGGGUCUCUGGCGCGUCUUCGGCCAGAAGGCCGGCAAGGUGGAGAAUGUUCGAGUGGUUCGCGAUCCGAAAACCCGCGUUGGAAAAGGGUUCGCCUACGUUCAAUUCUAUGAUAUCAACCACGUCGAAGCAGCUCUUCUUCUCGAUGGGAAAAAGUUUGCACCCAUGCUUCCUCGUCCCCUCCGCGUGACUCGAGCCAAAAACCCGCAAAAGACAACACAAGCGAUGCAGAAACGUAUCCUUGCCUCAAAUGCCGAAUCUACAACUCCCGGAAGCACUAAAUACAAGCCCAAAAGCACGCCAGACCAACAGUCCAUGGCAGGCCGCGCGUCAAAGCUUCUUGGCGUUGCGGGUGCUGCGCGCCACGUCCGCGGGAGCAAGAAGGGCUUCCCGUCGAGCUCGAAGUCUGCUGCUGAUGUCAAGACUCCGGAGCAGAUUGUGUUUGAGGGGAAGCGGGCUUCUGCUCGUGAUGGCUUGAACCUCGGGAAGCGACCCAAGUUUAGGAAAGCAGGUGCGAAGAGACUUCAAGGAAAACGGGCUAAGCGCGUUAUAGACUGGAAAAAGAAGAAGACAGAUAGUGGUAGUAGUUAA